This is a messenger RNA of Neohortaea acidophila, 948 nucleotides long. RefSeq lists its product as uncharacterized. The record is from RefSeq and is a predicted model, not a curated record. The annotation marks the transcript as partial. The transcript has a single exon. Lineage: Eukaryota; Fungi; Ascomycota; Dothideomycetes; Mycosphaerellales; Teratosphaeriaceae.
ACAUAUUCCACCUCCGCCCUGACGUACAUCACACCUUCUCCAGGCGCCCCCCCUGUGGCAGUAACGACGGAAAGCCAGCUUGUUACUUCUUACCUCCCACAAUUCACGCUGUGCGAGCUCACCACCGUCGCCGGGUAUUCCCUGGCCUCUGGUGCAUUUUCGGGAUCGUCGAACUCUCGAUUCCAAAAUUCUUCGGGGUCGAUUCCUACUGCAACGGGGACCUGUACGACGAUAUUUAGCCCGACGGAGACCAUGGUGUGCGCAACCACGUUGACAGCCCUUGCUACGCGGUAUACGGUUACAGCUUGUGACGAAGAGCUCACUUUCUCGACGAAGCUUGGAUAUGCGUUGGUCACCGCGAGCCCCACGGCGUCGUCGGCGGCCAAGAACGCCACUACUCCCGCAACGAUCACGCCCGCUCCAUCGAUCCAGACAGUCACUACUUACUACCUGGCUCCGUGGCAACAGCUUACUGCGGGCACAGCUCCCUCUGAAGUUGACCUCAAGGUAUGCAGGAGCUUCGACAACGACACGACAGAGUGCAUUCUCGAGCAACAAGUCUGGGAGACGAGCCUGGUCACGAGUAUAGCGACUUCCACCACCACGAUUAACAUCUCCACCACCAUCCAUGGAAACUCGCAGCUAAUUGUUGAGACGUUCGUCGCCAAUGUCACCGAGGUUUUGACGACCUUCAGCCUGUCUACAACCAUGGAGCUGGAAUACCAGACCGUGUACACCACGACCAACUCGGCGAAUCAGACGACGGUGUCCACGGUGCCCGCUUCUCUCUCGACCGGUCCGACGAUUUUCGAAACGCGCACGCUUCAGGAAGCUUCGGGAAAUGCGACAGCUUCACCAUCCAAUCCACCCAGCGCGGACGGCACUAGUACUACCACUAUCCACAUUACGCAGACUUUCACGGGAGGGACGAUGACCGUGACUGUGCAA